CAGAAGUCCUGGCUGUUGAGCGCGUGAGCUGCGAGGCUGUUGGCAGUGUGUUGGUGUUUAUCUGCAGGUUCGAGUGUGUGUUGAUCUGUAUGAAGAGAGAUUCUGAUCAGUGUAUUGAUUGGUUUUCAAUAAGGAAACAAGUUCACGGUGCCAAGUAUGUGACUCAGUGACAUCCUCCCUGUGUUGGCCUCUCACCAAGUCCGUCAGCAGAAAGAGGAGCUCUGCAGUUGUCAGCCUGUGCAGGGAAAAGUCCUUCCAAUGUCUUUAGUGGAGGAUAUUCUGGAUAUGCUGCGCAUCGUGCUGGAGUACUUUGGCGUGGAACCAGACAUGCUGGUCCCAGUGUGGGACAGUCAGCAUUGCGGUCAGUAUCGCAGCAUUGUGCGGAUGAUUGGGACAAAUCUCCCACUGACACCAACACCACGUGUUCACUUUCAGGUCCCUUUGCUCACCUAUAAGCCCAAUGGAUAUGGUGAUGUCACCGUGGAAACGCCUGCCAUCCCCUCAUUCGCUGACGUCAUGUGGGUGUUUGAGGACGAAGGGGAAAGUUUUUCCAAGACCAGGAACCAUUUACCUCCGCAGAAGCGAAGCACUGUAAAUCGAGAUGGGGUGAGAUACCCGGGACCGGCCACAAGGCAAACCCUGAGAGGAGGCAGAGCUGUGAGUCAGAGCACUGAUCCAGUGGCCCUGAAGAAGAUCACAGCACUGGAGAGCGAGCUGCUUCAGCUACGAGCUCAGAUAGCCAUGAUUGUUACCACCGCUCCAGCCUCAGGUCUGACCGAGUGCCAGAACGCCCCGGGUACACCUCUGAUGUGUGCUCGGCCACCUCUUACCUCCACACCUCGCACUGCUGCUCCUCCACCACCACCUCCGCCACCUCCUCCUCCCCCCCCUCCCUGCCCUGGCACCUCCACUGAGACCUUGUCUAUGGUAGACCUGAUCCGCCAACGAAGGAAUAACGAUAAAGACCCCAGCAGGGGGGUGGAAGUUAAAGGGAUCCCCUCCAUGCUGGAUGUUCUCAAGGACAUAAGCCAAGUGACAUUGCGCAUGGUGGAGAGGUCACCAGGGGGCACACCAGUCAGGAGGAGAGGCAGUAAGGGAGGGGGGGCACUGCUCAGUGACCCAGCAGCUCUUAUCGCAGAAGCGCUAAAGAGAAAGUUCGCCCUGUAUCGCCAUAACAACUCGUCCGACAAAGAGAAUUCCCUCGAACUCUCACCUUUCGGCAGCCCGGAAACACCUAAGGUCCCUCACCACACCAGACGCAGUCAGGGACAACGCCACCUGAUGUCCCGUUAAAUGAUCACCGCUGAACCCGAAAGGUCAAACGUAAGACAGCGCAUCAGCCAAUCACAGCUGCCACAGAUUUUAGUCUUUUUAUUCGUGUGUUCUUGUACGAGUGUUUGUCUCACAAUGGACCAAGCGCUUGAUGCUGGCGUGUUUUUCCUUGUUGGGAGGUUUGAAUGUAUAUUUUUGUUAAGGUUAAUGCUGUAAGCAAGGGUAAUAGUGUUGUUUUGUCUUAUUUGUGAAUUGCAUUCCUAUGUUUCCAGUGUUUUUUACAGUGGUAUGUUUGUGUGCAGAGCUUCUUUUUUAAGGAGAUAAUGUAUUUAAAGGAGACAUAUUUAGCUCCUAAGUUGAGUUGCUACUUGAAAAGGUUUACGUGCUCGAAUGUUCAGAAAACGCAUCACUUUCCUCAAACUGUCCAUCGCUGCUGCUCCUCGUUUCAGCCUCUGUCUGAAACGCUUGCUUUUAACUCCUGUCUCUUUAAGAACCCCCUCCCAGUAAGCCCAGGCUGCUCUGAUUGGCCUGAUGGCCCACUCUGUUGUGAUUGGUUAACCGUUUCCAUUGUGUGUAGGAAACGACUAUGCUUGACCUGUCUUUGUUCGGGGGCACAGGCCGUUUACGUGCACAAAAAAACCUACACACUGUGGAAAGGAUAACAUGUCUCCUUUAAACAGUUAUACACUGUAGCUUGUAGCUAUCUGCCCUCGUGUAUCUCAAAUCGCUUUAUGAGACUUUAAUUUCAACCAAGUGAAAUAAACAACAUUGUGUUUUAAGAUUCAUGUAGCUUUACUUUAUGCAACCGCAGUUUCAGGUAUUUUUAUUUUGUGAAAAUGUUCAAGUGCACUAAUGUUCUUUUGUUGUGCUUCCUGAUUUGUGUCCAAAUCCCUGUAAAUGUUAUAAUUUUAAUGUUUUAAUUGAGGCUCAAACUGCUGCAGAACAUUGUGCACAUGACAACGUAAUUUUACAUUGUUGCGUUCAGGGCUGUUUUUAAGCAUAUGUGAGCUUGGUGUUGUCCGGGCACGAUAAAACGAGGAAGAGGAAAUCUUUUUUAAUUAAUAUCCGACUCUGUUGCUAGAGUACACAAGCCUGUCUCUGCCGAGAAAUCACACAGGAGCAGAAACCAGAAUAAAUCAUAACAGGGAUUAAUUAUCGUGUAAGCUUCUAAUUUACAGAUGAUGUUUGAUUAAAUUUAGCUUAAAUAAUGAUAAAAAUAGUGUCCAUUGUCAUAAUGAAGAUUAUUCUCCUCGGGGGCACCAGUGUUCUCUCGCAGGGGGCCCCAACCCACCUUAUAUAAAAACAGCCUUGACUUGCAUCAGAUGUUGUUGUUCCAGUUUUGGUACAUGAAUGUCUGUGUGUUCAACUAUGUAAUAAAUUUUCUAACAAA
Messenger RNA from Hippoglossus stenolepis (Pacific halibut), 2662 nucleotides. It is a transcript of the gene mtfr2, whose product is annotated as mitochondrial fission regulator 2. The transcript is spliced from 8 exons. The record is from RefSeq and is a predicted model, not a curated record. Lineage: Eukaryota; Metazoa; Chordata; Actinopteri; Pleuronectiformes; Pleuronectidae. Gene Ontology annotation, biological process: aerobic respiration; mitochondrial fission. The coding region runs from base 259 to 1293 and encodes 344 amino acids. Gene Ontology annotation, cellular component: mitochondrion.